Molecule: messenger RNA, 309 nt
Organism: Didymodactylos carnosus
Lineage: Eukaryota; Metazoa; Rotifera; Eurotatoria; Philodinida; Philodinidae
Source: the annotation of a GenBank genome assembly
AUGAAGGCGCUGUUGAACAGAACGACAUACUAUGUCGUUAACCAAACUGUUGAAGUACCAAUAUCCAAUAGAAAUAUAACAAUUACAGAAUUAUUAACAAAAUUUUCUAUGACAACAACAGCAACAAGUAAUGAAUAUAAAUAUUUGACAACGAUGAAUCCACAUCAAAUAAUUAAAAAUAAUCAAGAAAUUGUUUCGAAUUUAUGUGAAACAAAACUUUUACUUGUUAAAGAAGAUGAAACAUGUUUACUUUCAGUUGAAAAAUUAAGUAAAAAUUGUAAAAACAAAAAAAAUUAUAAACAUUUUUAA